GCAUGGGGAAUCUGCCAUUUUAGAAACACCUUGGAAUUAACCUGUCAUGAAAACAGAUUUUACCUUGCCUUGGAACUGACAAUAAAAGAAACAACGGCUCAAGAACAUUACGUUCAAGGGCGUCUUUCAGUUUUAAUUGUAUAAAAAUUGUUUAACCAUGUCUGAGUUCGAUGCCAAUCCAUUCGCUGAUCCAAAUCAAGCGAACCCAUUUGCGGAUCCUUCAGUUAGACAAGCUGCAGGAAAUCGUGGUCAACAAGCUGGAGGUUUAGAUGACUACAAUCCAUUUGCAGAAAACAACAAGACACGGCCAGCGUCUGGGUCGACUGCUUCUAAUGCACCACUUGUACCACCCCCGCAGCCAGCCCCACCCUCUCAGCCUGCGAUCAUGAAGCCAUCUGAGGAUCCCCCACCUCCCUACGCUCAAUCUGCCGCUCAGAAAAUAGACACGUCUGAUCUGCAAAGACGGCAAGAGGAGUUGGAGAAAAAAGCUGCAGAGCUUCAGAAGAAGGAACAAGAAAUGAAAAGUGCACAGUUCAGAGAGAGACAGAACAACUGGCCUCCACUUCCAUCCUGGUUUCCCGUCGGGCCGUGCUUCUAUCAAGAUUUCAGUGUAGAUAUUCCCUUAGACUUUCAACGCGUUGUCAAAUUUAUAUACUACAUGUGGUGGUUUCAUGUGUUUGUUUUGUUUCUCAACAUUCUGGCAAGUCUUGCCUACUUCAUUGUGGACUCGGGAGAUGGCGGCACUGUGUUUGGCUUAUCUAUCCUCUGGUUUAUUCUCUUCACCCCAUGCUCCUUUCUAUGCUGGUACAGACCACUGUACAAGGCAUUUCGGAGUGACAGUUCCUUCAAUUUCUUUCUCUUUUUCUUUGUAUUUUUUUUCCAAUUCUGUGUGUACAUUAUCCAGUGUUUGGGAAUCACCAGCUUCACAGUAGGCUGGAUAAAUGGGAUUAAAGUCGCUACCAACAGUAGUGUAGGUGCCGGAGCAGUGAUGCUUUUUGUCGCAUUCUUUUUGUCCUUAGAGGCUGCAGCAACAAUCUUUAUGUUAAUUAAGGUACACCGGAUCUACCGCAGUACUGGUGCUAGCUUCCAGAAAGCCCAGGCUGAGUUUGCCCAGGGUGUGAUGCGGAACGAGACAGUACAGAACGUCGCAUCUGAUGCAGCCGCAGGAGCAGCACGGGGGGCCGUCUCACAUUAUGGAACAGGAGGAGAAAACCGGUACUGAGAACGUGGAGAUAACACAGGAAAUCACCAUCACUGGGGUGCAAGAGGCACACAAGGGUAUUGCUUGUGAACAUGUGACAAGAGAUCCACUAUUGGCAACAAGCUAACAUGUCUUCGUCAUGUGAUUAUAAAUUAUUAUUUUUUUUUUUUUUAAUGAGCAGGUGGAGUAUGCUCAAAUGAUGAUUUACAGUUCAGUUUUGCCUCUAAAAAAGUUGAGCAUGUGUAGUUAUAGUAUGAUCCAAUAACUAAAGAUAAUAAAACAAGAUUGAGGAAUCAGAUGGGGAAAACAUCAUUUUUGAAAUCAUAUGCUGACCAUCACUUGUGGCUCACUGAAUUGUUACUCAGUGUUAGGUCACUUUUAAUUGCCACCUGUGUUUAUAGGUAUAAAUUAUUACAUUUUAGCUCGUAGAAAUGGGGAUUAGUGAUGCUUAUUAUGGUACAUACACAUUUGUUAGUAGUAUACUUAUACUGUACUUUGUGUGUUUUUGUUCUAAAAAAAAGAAAGAAAGAAAGAAAACUAUGUGGACAUAGUCGUUACUGGUGUAUACCAUGAGUGAAAGAUGAUGGUUGUUGUGAACAUUUAAUAUCACCAAAAGUUUAAUUUCACUGAAACACAUGCUUGAGUAGGUUAGAUAUUCUAUGUGCACAUCAUUCUAGUUUAAUCCAAUUGUUUAAUGUAUUAUUUAUAUUUAUAUAUUGUUAAAAACACAGACAAAGAGGUCAAUUUUGUCUUUGGACCUUUGGGAUUCUCCAGUGGUGUAUUAUGUUUUAUCGUUGCUUUAGUAAAACUAAUGUAAUCGCAGCAUUACAUUCACCAGCUUUUAUUCACCUGGGGCUUAAUUCACUAAACUCAUGCAACUUUGCGAUCUCGCAGUGUAAUGCUAAAAGACUUGCAGAGGAUGCUUUGUUGUCUAGCAGAGCCAAAGAGAUGUUUGUGAAUUAGGCCGCAGACAUUUAUAAGUAUGUGCUACUUAAAGUGUCAUUCCUCCUCGUGUGAUAAGACUUAAUAGAACUGCUCAAAAUUGAUGGUAUCAAUCUAUUCCAUAAGGGUAGAUACAGGAUAUUUCUAAGGAUGGGUGUGACUUUAAAAAGGUCAUUUACAGUAUGCCAACAUGCAUUUUACAUGUAUAUCUAACGGUGUUCUCCAGCAACACCUAACCGAUCAAGAUAUAUCUGUGCACUAAAUAUUGAUUAAUAAAUCAUCAACUAUUGGAUGUCAUGCUACAUUUGUCCAUUAGUAGCAAGGGAUCUUAUAUAAGCACCAUCCCACAUACUUAUUAAACUUUGGCUUUUGUAGUCACAAAAGAGAAAAACAGACAAUGUAUUUGUAUGUUUUAGGGUGAUUGUUUUUGUUGUUUAGUGAAGAACUAAAGAGUGUGAAUCGUAAUACAAAAUAAAUUCAUUAUGUGAAUUUUUAUUUUAAAAAUAUUUUUUAAUGUUCAGUAAAAUGUUAGAAGUAAACAGUUAUGCUAGUCCAUUCUAUUGAAAUGUCUGAUUAAAAAACUUUAAAAAUAAAAAAUGCGCUUUUCAGUAAUAAGCAAUCCUAAGUUUAGUGGUUGCAUAUAUGCUGCUGGAUAAUCUGAAAUAAAUGCUAUUCAAUAGUGCAUUUUUCACACACCAACUGACACAUUUUCAGCAUUAUCUCCUCAGAACAGUACACUGGUAAAACAUACUCCUCACUACCCUUGAUCCUUCAAAAGAAAGCCGGACCACCUUCUGCACCUAGGUUUUCUCAUGGGCCCUAGCUGGUAAUUUUGACUGGCUUGUGCCCAAGUAUAUUCAUUGAAUGUUGCAUAAAACCCAGGUUAGCAACAAGUAGUAAUGCCUUAAAGAAUAGGCUGGCUUUGGGUGCGCAGAAGGUUUUGGCAAAUCAUCCAUUAAACUUCAAAAAUUGUUGCAGGCACACAUUCAUGAUUUUAGCCAAUUUUCAUCCUGUCACAUUCAUUAAACAUUAAGUCCAAACCAUUCUAGUGUUUUGUAAUACACAUACCACAGAGUGCUUGUGUCACUUGAAGGCAGGGCAGUUGACUUACUUGGGGGAGCGGGGUGUUGACCGUUAGGUGAUGAUGGUUGUGAAGGUCAGGUCAGGUCAGGUCAUGGGGCAUUCAGAACAAACUGUUGUAGCUCGCCUGUCAUGGGUGCAAGUUUGUGCGUGAGCAAACCCUUGCGUCCAAGACAGGAAUGGUUGCGAAACAUCUAGUUUCAUUAUAAACACUGAAAUCCUGUCAGAAAUAAUACCACUGUUUUUAAAUUAAUUUUUGUUUUUGUUACAAUUUGUAUAUUUAUUAGGUGAUGGAUAUUUCUGGGUUUAUUCACAGUGGCUUUCAUCAUAAACUGUAUGAACUUCCUACUGUGUACAAGUUUGUUGAGAUUUAUCUAGUCUGUUUAACUUUUGGUAUAUGGUCCCUUGUUGGGUUUUUUAAAUACACCAUUACUUGUAGUAUACAAACAUUGUGCUUGGUUGUAUCUAGAAAAGGGGUGUGUGUGUGUUUCUGUUGGGGGUAUCAUAUUCAAAACAUUUUGAUUAAUUAUUUAUGCUUUCUGCAUUGAACUCCACAGGUGGUUUUAAAAUGUUGACACACAUUUCUGGUUUUGAUCUUCAUUCUUAUAGAAUUAUUGUUUAUAAAUGCAUGUAUUAUUUUGUCGUCAUUAUAUACGCAAUGUAUAGAUAGAUAUUUAUGGUGUAUAAAUGGAUAUAAUAUAUGAUCACAUUGCUUAUAGAAAACAACUACAGUGACCGUUAUUCCUUUUAUCCUAUAAUAUUGCCUUAGAGUAACUAAAUAAUAAAAGUAUUUUUACUAAAAUUAUUAAGCUUUAGUAUGAAUAUCAUGUCGGUACAUGGUUUGAAAAGGACUAUUUGGGAUCCCAUAGAAAUCCAUACAAUUUAUACAUAGAGGAUUUGGAAGUACAUAUAUAGCAGUGUGUCACUUUAAGAAAUAAUGCAAAUGAGAGAAAACUGAACAUAGAGGAUUUGGAAGUACAUAUAUAGCAGUGUGUCACUUUAAGAAAUAAUGCAAAUGAGAGAAAACUGAACAUAGAGGAUUUGGAAGUACAUAUAUAGCAGUGUGUCACUUUUAGAAAUAAUGCAAAUGAGAGAAAACUGAACAUAGAGGAAGAUAUAUAGCAGUGUGCCACUUUAAGAAAUAAUGCAAAUGAGAGAAAACUGAACAUAUAGGAUUUGGAAGUACAUAUAUAGCAGUGUGUUACUUUUAGAAAUAAUGCAAAUGAGAGAAAACUGAACAUAGAGGAUUUGGAAGUACAUAUAUAGCAGUGUGUCACUUUUAGAAAUAAUGCAAAUGAGAGAAAACUGAACAUAGAGGAUUUGGAAGUACAUAUAUAGCAGUGUGUCACUUUCAGAAAUAAUGCAAAUGGGAGAAAACUGAACAUAGAGGAUUUGGAAGUACAUAUAUAUAUAUAGCAGUGUGUCACUUUUAGAAAUAAUGCAAAUGAGAGAAAUGUACAAUCAUAACAUUUUAUUAAUGUUAAUAAGUACAAAUUUAAACUCAUAAAAAUUAAUUCCAACAAGAAUGUUCAUUUAAUCAUUAAUGAGCAUGAUUGUAAAUAAUAUUAGUUUUAAAUUCUCUAGCAGGUUUGUUUGGUUAAUUUUUGUUAAUCAUUUGCUUAUGGAAGGAUGAUUUUAAAAUGGAAUUAUUAAUUGGGCAUAUUAAUGUAAAUUUUUAGUUAUAUUCCUAGUAAGUUCAGGGUUUCAACUGUUCUUUAGGUGAAUACUGUAGUACUGUGGUUCUCUUGGCUAAUAAAAUACAUAUAGCUGACAUCUAGCGAGACCAAAAUUUCAGAUAUGCAGGCACGGUUCGCGGAUCUGGGGACAGGGUCUGGCAACAUGUAUUAUGUAAAUCAAGACCAUACUGAGUCUUAACGUAAGUGGAUGGCAGUACAAAAGGCUAGGGCACAGGAAUUGUACACGGUCCUCUUUGGGUACACAAAAAACUCACUUUUCCUUAUUUUUCUUGGGGUUUCAACUGUCCUAUUGCACCCUUUCCACAACUAGAUGUGGUUAUGUAAAGUAAAAAAAAUUUUUUUAAUUUGGUCAUUGCCCUGAAAAAUUCAUCCAUUUCGCUGGGUGUAUGAAGAGCUACUGCCCUCAUGCAUUCCCAUCACAUAUGCCUAUACCCAAGGAAAAACUGUUAACGUAAAUUUAAAAAAAAAAAAAAAAAUGCAUGCCAUGCUUUCACGCAAGUGUCAUAUUAACAUCUUGAUGUACUGGAAUGCAUAUACACAAGCAGUAAAAUAAUCGGUAUGCUUAUGAACAUUUACAUCAGACUGCUGAACAUUCAAAAUAAAAGCUGUUGUCCACUUUUCAUCCAACAUUGUUAAAAUUGCUAUAAACCAGGAACUAGCAAAUAAGCUUCGUGUGUGUCAUUUAUUAGAAAUACAUGUAGACAUGUAGUAAGCAAACAUUUUGAUUACUAUCAAGUGUGUGUUUGUUUUGAUGAUUAACAAUACCUGUCUCAUUACAAUUGAUAGGAUGGACCACUGAUAAUAUACUUUUUAUGUUGUUCAUCUGUUCUUAUUGUGUAGCCUAUCCAUGCAGAACUGGUGAUGACAUUCAAGAUUCCAUUGAUAGUGAAAUUAUGUUCGGUUUAUGCAGUGCUUCUUGUUGUUGUUGUUGUUGUUACUGUAGUGUGGGGAGGUACUACAUGUACAGGUUAUUAAUCGGGUACCUGGCUAUUGUUGAAUGACUGCAAACCAGUAGCAAUCAUGUCAUUGUAUUUUGUAAGUUUGUGUUGCUGACACAGAGUAGUAAAUAAAUGUUUUAUUUGGUCAGUUCCUUGUGGUGUUGUGCAUUAUUAAACAAUUUAGAAUAAUAUAAUACAUUGUUAUUUACCAGUUCCUGUAAUCCUGUUUGUUUGGGGUGGGGGUUUACGGGUUGGUUUUUCUUUUUCUUUUUUUUCUUCUUUUUUUAAAUUCUGGUAUGUAAUACAUUUACAUUAUAUUAUAUGUAUGUGACAUGGGAUUUCAUUUACACUACUCUGAUAUUAUUUUGGGGUAUAAGCCCCUCUCUCUCUCUCCCCCCCCCCCCCCCCCCCACAUGUUCUCUAAAUAGAGAAUUGUACUGGAUACAGUGAAGAUAGGUUUUGACCCAAUGAUGUAGACAAAUCUCAGGACAGUGAAAGGUAAUGCUGGAGAAAUUAAAAGAUUUCUUUCUUCGAUUUAAAAAAAAUAAAAAAUUCUGUUGAAUUAUUUUAAAACCCCUAUCUCGCCUCCUUAUUGUUUACUAAUGCAAAAUAAAACGGCAAUUACAGCGUUAAAUUUGAAUAAACAUGUAUUUUUGUUAUUAGUGAACAUUAAAAUCUGCUUUAGUACAUUUUAAUUGUAUUGUGGCAAUUUAUUUCUUUUUAAAUUGUUUUUUUUAAAUGUUAAAUACUACUAAGUUCAUGAGGUGUAAUUUGCCUUUAGGAUGUGAAUGUAAAAAAAACCUACCCAAAAAACCAACAAGACAUUGGCACUGAACUUGAGAUCAUGUACAGUUGUAAAUGAGUCGAGAAGAAUGGGAAAAUAAUAAAUUAUCUAUUAUUCUGAAUCUUAAAAUAUGUACUUGAGAUUGUUAUUGUUAUAUUUGUUGCAACAGGUCCUCGAGGUAUCUAUUUAUUUGGCUUUGUACUCAAUAAAUCUCACAUUAUGUGGGGUUUUUUUCCCUUUGAAGUUUGAUUUUAAUGAUAAAACAAAUAGUAGAAAGCUUUUAAUAUAAAACAUUGGUGGAAAAAACAUUUUAAAAUUAAUCUUUCAUUCUUGAACUAAAAAAAAAUGACAAUUUGUUUUUUUCUAUUUACAAAAAAAUGGAUCUGGAAUGAAAUUAUGCAAAUUUAAAAGUAUCCGAUACUAAUUGUGUUGCGAUAUAUUCUGUACAAAGCCAAAGUGGUACGACAUGUUGCAGAUGGUGACCACAACUCAAAUAUUUACAGCUAAGAUGAAUUGGUUUCCGAUUAUAUAGUUAAUAUAGUUAGAGCACUUGUUCUGUAUUUAUUAGAACCCACCUCAUCCUAUUCUCGUCUUUGUGUGAAUGAUACAAAACCUGCUUGUGCAGAAUUUAUCAGUUUGAAACAUGCAUGCAUCUAUAUUUCUCCUAUUUCUUGUAAGUUGUAUACAUUCUUGAAAGCUAAUGAAUAUUCGUCAAGUCGUUUCACAUGUAAAGUAUGUCAUGAAUAAACUGAAUAUGUACAAGU
Messenger RNA from Gigantopelta aegis, 7406 nucleotides. RefSeq names its product secretory carrier-associated membrane protein 2-like. The coding region runs from base 158 to 1222 and encodes 354 amino acids. Lineage: Eukaryota; Metazoa; Mollusca; Gastropoda; Neomphalida; Peltospiridae. The transcript has 9 exons. Gene Ontology annotation, cellular component: recycling endosome membrane; trans-Golgi network membrane. Gene Ontology annotation, biological process: protein transport. The record is from RefSeq and is a predicted model, not a curated record.